Messenger RNA from Cydia amplana, 1120 nucleotides. RefSeq names its product phenoloxidase-activating enzyme-like. Gene Ontology annotation, molecular function: serine-type endopeptidase activity. The transcript has 6 exons. The record is from RefSeq and is a predicted model, not a curated record. Gene Ontology annotation, biological process: proteolysis. NCBI's taxonomy places the organism in Eukaryota, Metazoa, Arthropoda, Insecta, Lepidoptera, Tortricidae. Bases 108 to 1115 code for a protein of 335 amino acids.
ACCAGUAAGUUUGUCGGCCAGAUCAGGUUUUGUACGUAUCGAGAAGUAAAUAUUUUGUUAAGCAUAUCUAAUAUACUUGGGCUCCUGGAUAGACGUGUUGUGUGACCAUGAACUUGUUUUUCGUAACCGUUGUGCUAAUUUUAAGUGAUCUAGGCUAUACAGAAAACUGUGAAUUAUCUGACUUACCUCCAAAAUCAAACAGUGGAUGCUGUGGUCACGCCGUGAGUGGAGACAAGUCAAGUGGUUCCAUUGCUCGGAUCGGGGAAUAUCCGUGGAUGGGUAGCGUGGAAUAUCGAAAGAAAGACGAUACAAUAAAGUUGCUCUGUGGCGCGGUCCUCAUCAGCGGGAAAUACGUUCUGUCUGCUGCUAGUUGCUUCUCCGCAGCUGCUUUCAAUGUCGGCACGCCAGUACAUAUACGUCUAGGAGAAUACGAUGUCAACAACGGUGGGCCAGACUGUGUAGAGACGGCUACUGGUGGGAAAGAUUGUACUGAUGGAGCCAUCUCCAUACCUAUCGAGAAAUUUACAGUGCAUCCCGACUAUAACAAAAACAACAAUCGUCAGAAUGACAUAGUCUUAAUAAGGCUUGCGAGAAUGGCUCCGUACACAGAUUUCAUCCGUCCAAUCUGCUUGCCGACAUUGGACAUCACACAGAAAGCACCAAAGAAGCUGUACAUGACUGUAGCUGGCUGGGGCGCGGUAAACGCGACAGUGUCUAGAAGCAACGUAUUGCGGCGAGUCCAUGUACCUUAUGUAGAUUUUUAUCUUUGCAGACAUACGUACAACAAAACGCGAUUCAAUCAUCUGCUGUUGUCAAACGGGCAACUUUGCGCGGGCGGUAAGAAUAGAGACUCUUGCCGAGGCGACUCAGGAGGCCCCCUUAUGUUGCUAAAAGGCCAGACUACAGAGCUGGCCGGCAUAGUUAGCUUCGGUCCAACCCCUUGCGGACAAGAAGAUAUUCCUGGAGUGUAUACUAAAGUAUUCGCCUACAAUGAUUGGAUAAAAACUACAAUUGAAAAAGAUGAACCGGCAACGAAGCCAACAGAACCAACAGUAACUACAAAAACGUCAACAGAAAAAGAAUUUGUUUCAGACUUGAUUGUCUUCAGAGAGUAAAAGUG